Penicillium maclennaniae is the source of this 981-nucleotide messenger RNA. RefSeq names its product 5'-methylthioadenosine/S-adenosylhomocysteine nucleosidase family protein. The transcript has a single exon. Gene Ontology annotation, molecular function: catalytic activity. Gene Ontology annotation, biological process: nucleoside metabolic process. The coding region runs from base 1 to 981 and encodes 326 amino acids. NCBI's taxonomy places the organism in Eukaryota, Fungi, Ascomycota, Eurotiomycetes, Eurotiales, Aspergillaceae. The record is from RefSeq and is a predicted model, not a curated record.
AUGUCAGAUCCUGCGGGGUACACUGUGGGCUGGAUUUGCGCCUUACCCGUGGAAUACAUUGCCGCACAGGAGUUUCUCGAUGAAGAGCACGACAAACCGAGCUUCGUGUCGCCGAACGAUGCCAACGACUAUACGUUAGGCAAGAUGGGCGAACACAACGUUGUCAUCGCCGUCUUGCCCGAUGGUGAAUAUGGAACAGCUUCCGCGGCUAGUGUAGCGACAAACAUGCUCAACAGUUUUCACAAUAUCAGGAUCGGCCUCAUGGUCGGGAUUGGCGGGGGUGUACCAAGCAAGAGCCAUGAUAUUCGUUUAGGCGAUGUCGUGGUCAGUGCGCCUCGCGAUGGCGAGAGUGGUGUGUUUCAGUACGAUUUUGGGAAGUCGAUCCAGGACCAAAGUUUACAGCAUACGCGGUUCUUGAACCAGCCACCAGCUAUAUUACGUGCUGCAAUAUCGGGGAUUCGGACACAAUACGAGAGGAAGGGACAUCAACUCGAGGAGGCUAUCAACGACAUUCUUGGAAAGAACAUGAGAUUACGUCGGAAGUACAAACGGCCAGAACCAAUCACGGAUAGGUUAUUUCAUCCCGAAGUUAUCCAUAACCCAGCAGGCUGUUCUCUAUGUGCGGUUGAUCCGUCAAAGUUGGUACAACGAAGGGAGCGGCCCCACGACGAAGAUAAUCCUGCGAUCCAUUAUGGUCUGAUUGCUUCUGGAAAUCAGUUGAUGAAGGAUGCUUUGAUUCGAGAUAGACUUGCCGAGGAAAAAGACAUUCUCUGUUUCGAAAUGGAAGCCGCUGGGCUGAUGAAUACUUUCCCAUGUCUCGUCAUCCGGGGUAUCUGCGAUUACUCGGACUCACAUAAGAAUAAAGAGUGGCAAGGGUAUGCAGCUAUGGUGGCAGCUGCAUACGCGAAAGACCUUCUACAGAGGAUUCCUGUUAACAGAAUUGAGGCCGAGGAGAGGAUUGGAAUUGGUAUGUCUGGUUAG